Molecule: messenger RNA, 2182 nt
Organism: Puccinia graminis f. sp. tritici CRL 75-36-700-3
Lineage: Eukaryota; Fungi; Basidiomycota; Pucciniomycetes; Pucciniales; Pucciniaceae
Exons: 7
Coding region: 1-1725 (574 amino acids)
Biological process (GO): mitochondrial protein processing; protein quality control for misfolded or incompletely synthesized proteins
Cellular component (GO): mitochondrial inner membrane
Molecular function (GO): metalloendopeptidase activity
Source: RefSeq, a predicted model, not a curated record
AUGAGUUGGAAGCGACUCAAUGCACUGAUCAGCAGUAUUCAUACGUUGAAAAAAUUACUGCACAAGGCGGGAGACUUGAUCAAGUUGGCCGUUGUUGAUGGUCUCUCCAGUCGACGGGGUGUCUAUCGGGUGACGGGGGAGAAGCGCUGCAUAUUCCCUCCGCCGAAUUGCCAGUCAACUGCUUUGACGCUUGACCAUCAACUUCAACCUCAACCUCAACCUCAACCUCAUCACCAAAUGAACAACAUCAUCACUCACAGACAACUACAAAUACCCUCAGCCAGCUUCAAAAACACCCGCUCGCUAAAGCUUUGUCGACCUUAUCACUCAGCUGAAUACUUAUACCGCCCUGCGAACAACAAGCUUCAAUACCGACUUCCUCUAUCCUGCUCGAACCUCAAGCUAAAUGACGUCACUCAACCCCUCAUCAAGACAGCAAGAACGAAUUCCUACAGCUCUCUUCUUCCUACCCAUCAUCCUCAACACUCCAUCGAUUCCACAAGGAGGUCAUUCCAUUCCAGCCCACCCAGAAAAGAUCUCUUUGGUUUCGGUGUCUUCUCAUGUUCAAUUCCGAUCUUCAAGUCUUUCCUUCUCUCGUUGACUCGAGGCACACUGGUGAUCUUGCCGUUCUGGUACCGCUGGAAACUGGCCCGACACUUUCCGCGUGCCUCCCGGACGCUCUUGACGAUUCCACUGUUUGCAAUGUGUCUGGUAAUCGCCAUCGGGAUCGACCAAAGUCCACGGACCCAUCGCUGGCGAUUGUUGUUAAUGUCAGAGGCCGAGGAGAUGGAAUGGUCCCGUCGUAGGUUCGAGGACCUGGUCAGCACAGAUGGGGAUCUGAUCGUAGGCCCACAAGACCCGAGAACUCAGAUGGUCAAGGAAAUCUGCGACCGGUUGAUGACCGCCUUAGAUCUUGACUCACCCGUCUCCGCAGCCGCCUGGCCCAGAAACCCUGAGAUCGAUGAACAACAUCACUUCGGGCGUCGUGUUGAACCGUCAAGAAAGGAGAUCAAAUCUAGCGCUACAGCCAGCUCGGAUCUUUUGCCCUGGAAACCUGAAUCCAGCAAUCCAGAGAAAAAGCUGGAGUCCAACGAUUGGGAGCUUUUCAUUAUUGACUCACCACGAAUCAACGCGUUCGUCCUUCCAACAAAAAAGAUAUUUGUAUACACGGGUCUCCUCGAGCUGAUUCAAAACAGUGAAGAAAUGGCCGCGGCUGUGAUAGCGCAUGAAGUGUCACAUGUGGUUGAGAGACAUGCAGUUGAGAACUUAGGCUUCUCGGCCCUCUCAGCAGUCGUCUUUGACGCCAUGAGAGGCGUAUCUUACGCUCUCACUAUUUCUUUCCCCCUUCUCUCAGACGGCCUUGCUUUCUGCAUUAAUUACUUGAAUGACGUCGUGGUUCAAAAAGCUUAUAGUCGAAAAUUGGAAACUGAAGCUGAUGAACUGGGAUUGAUGAUUAUGGCUCGAGCUGGCUACAAUCCAGGUGCCGCAGUGAAACUAUGGAAUCUCCUCAACCGACUGGAAGAAGACCAGGAAACCAGCCAUGGCAGUAGUGGCAUAGGAUGGCCAGAGACAAUCCCAUGGACCAGGACUCACCCGACUUGUAAAGAUCGAGGACUGACUAUCCAGAAAGCCUUGCCCAAAGCUCUGAAAUAUUUCCAUCAACCACAGCCUUCGUCUUUCCCAUCAAACUCUACAACAGCUUCCACGUCUCCAUCCCUUUCAUGAUCCAAGAAUCCCGUGACAUCAACCAGUCGGCUACUUUAUCCAAUCACUAGCAAAUCUUCGUUUCUUCUUCUUUAAUAUUGUCUCUAUAAACAAGCAAGUCUUCUUAAUAUACAUCCUCUCUUCGGUUUCUUUCACACCCUUCUCCAUAUAUGAGGUAUUAUUGUUUGCACAACGGUCUUCACUUGAUCAUUUCCCUCAGAUAAUCUUGUUCACUUUAGUAUACAUACAGGAGGUGCAACACUAUGUACUCGUCAAUUUUAUUCUAAUGAUGUACUAUUUUUAUCACGUAGCUAUGUGUUGUUCCUCCUCUUCUAUUAUCAAUCUGUUGUUGUACCUGCUUGCCUGCUUCGCAUUCUUCUUUCAUUUGGUCUUUUGCAUUUUUCUUUUGUUCUUUUUUCAGAAUUUGUGUUCUGUGUUUCAAUGAGAGAUUGCAUACAUUUUCCAGCCUCAAUAUUUU